GAAAGGGGCGGGACAUUUCCCAAACACACUCGAAGCGCUCGACCAAUCACAACACACCGCUCCAGCCGACAAAUCAGAGCGCAGUGUGCUUUCAGGAGGAGGGGCUUCAUAGAGACAGGAAGUAAACAGAGCGUUACUGACAGACUGGGAAGAGAGGAGCCGCAACACUGGAGAAUAUGAGGAGAAUAAUCAACAUUCAAGCAGGAAAACCUGUUUUUUAUAGGUUUUAGUUGUAGUGUUUAGUCUUCAGUGAUGAAUAUUUCAGAUGCCGCUGUAAUGCAAAGACUCCUGACAGGCUUCAUAAAUAAAUCACAUUUCAUCCCAGGGAAUUAUCAGUGUCCUGUAAUGGCACGCUUUGUUUUUUCACCCUGCCGCACCUGUGCAUGUCUGUCACACGUGUGUGUGUGUGUGUGUGCGCGCGUGUCCUACCCGUGGAUCGGCGCUCUCAUACUCGGACUGCUCUUCCUCGGCUCUCCUGCUCACCUUCACACAGAGAUGUACGCUCAGAGGAGGCUGCGAGAGGAGGCUCCGAUCGUCCAGCAAGUCCCGAAGAUGAUUCCUCGGGAACAUCCGCUCUCUGGCGCCACGUCGUUACGCAAAGCUCUGUCCAUCCAGAACCUGGCCCAGAUCGAGACGCCGUGGGAAGGAGUGACGCUGAACAGGUGUUUGAUCGUGGCCAUAGCCAUCCUCCUGCUGACCUCCGGGUUACAGAAAAUACACGAGGCAGUCAGAGGCCGGAAGGAGGAAGAGCUCACGCCACUACAUGAGAGACAAAAUCUGAUUAAAAGAGGGAAAAUUACACCACAUGAGCCGGACUCUUCCCUAUGGCACAUGUUGAUCUGGUGGUUUGAUGAUGAUGACGAAGGCUCUGGCAGAUCCAAGAGAGCGAAUCGUGAGAGAGUUUCCAGGAGCCUGAGACACCGGGCCCUUCCAGACCCCCGGCUCCUGAAGACGAGAGCGGCGCGGUUCCCGGAGCGGAGAGCGAGAGGACGGGGAGAAGACGAGAGUAAGGAGAGGCCGACGAGACGGAUAGAAAAACAGAUGAAAGUCAAGAAGAAGGGAGAGGAAGAAAAGCAGGAGAUGAAGAAACUGAAGAAACCUGCGAAAGUGUCAAAGCCGUGAUGUAACGAUGCCAGAAAACGUGCAAAAAAAUCUAUCUUUUAGUAAAGCUCUUUUGAUUAUAGGUUUACUUCAGCAAAACAUCAUCAGCUCAAAGUGUCUGUAAUGUGUAUAAAUGUCACUGGUAGUCACUGUAUGAAGAAUAUUUGGGUGUAAUAUGUAAUAUUCACUU
Messenger RNA from Pimephales promelas (fathead minnow), 1291 nucleotides. The record is from RefSeq and is a predicted model, not a curated record. NCBI's taxonomy places the organism in Eukaryota, Metazoa, Chordata, Actinopteri, Cypriniformes, Leuciscidae.